Aureobasidium musti is the source of this 1773-nucleotide messenger RNA. Lineage: Eukaryota; Fungi; Ascomycota; Dothideomycetes; Dothideales; Saccotheciaceae. The record is from the annotation of a GenBank genome assembly.
AUGCUACCCAAGACCAGUGUACCCAAGCUGGGUGCUCUCCCAACAGCACGAGCAGCUUCGACUCGAGCUUCGAUGCAAGCCAGAAGUCAUGCAAGAGUCGCUUCCGCCCCCGCCUACGCUGCAAGACGACAGCAACAUUUCCUGAGAUCCCUGGCUGUCAUUACUGCAGCUGCCGGUAUUGCCACCGUCUCACAAUACUACCUCCACGACGGUCGCUUCCUCAGCACAGCACACGCCGAAGCCCCACCUGCCGCCGAGCAACCAGACAUCCAAUUCGAGAAGACUCGCAGACGUGGUGCCAACAAAGAGGAGGACAGAGAUCUCGCAAGCUCCCAACAUCUCCAGGUCAGAAAGUCAUGGGAGAAUCCUGGCGUCUACGCGUGCGGCUCCAAUGCUGGCAAGGUUGUUGCCCCCGAUUCAGAUGCCGCCUACAUCAAGACGCCUCGUCGCAUCAAGUUCUUUGACGGAAAGUUGCUUCGCGACAUUAAGCUGGACAAGAACUUUGGUGUUGCCAUAGACGAGCAGGGCAAUUUGUUACAGUGGGGCGUUGACUACUCCAAGGACACUACUCAGCCUACUGUAACCCUCAAGGGUAAGGAUCUGGUCUCAUUGGCAAUCUCCAAGGACCGUAUUCUUGGCCUAUCGUCUUCUGGAAGCGUCUACUCUCUGCCCGUCUCUGCUGCCGACCAGGCCUCAGGCACCAAGCCUAGCGAGAGCUCUUGGAUUCCUUUCUGGUCCUCGACUUCUCCCAUCAGCUACCGCACCAUUGUCCCUUCAGACAUGAGCUACAGUGAGAGGGUUUCGACCAUUGACAGUGGCCUGGAACACGCCUUGCUGCUCACCUCCAAGGGACGUCUUUUCUCCAUGGCAUCCGCAACCGACGCUUACCCUACUAGAGGUCAGCUCGGCGUUCCAGGCUUGUCUUGGGAUAACAAGCCCACUGGCCCUUACUACCAGCCUCACGAGUUGACCACUCUCAGAGGUUUCAACAUCUCGAAAAUUGCAUGCGGUGAUUAUCAUAGUAUUGUCGCUGACACCGAUGGUCGUGUCUUCGCAUUUGGCAACAACACUUCCGGACAGUUGGGCUUCGACUAUAACGUCGAGUCUGCUGUUGUUGACACGCCGUCGUUGUUGCCCCUUCAGAAGCUGUAUGCUGGAUCAUCGCAGACUCCUGUAGUAACAUCCGUGGCCGCUGGCGGUGCAAACUCUUUCUUGACCGUGGAUGCUACCAAAGUGGCAUCACGCAACUCCGACGGCAGAGGUGUUGGCAGAGUCACUGCUGACACUUUCGCAUGCGGUGCUGGUAUUUACGGUACGCUCGGAAACAACCGCUGGACUCACGUUCAAGGAACUCCUACCAAGAUUCCUUCGUUAUCGUCGCUCUUCGAGUACGACGAGAAAAACAACAUGGUUGUCCCCAUCAGAUUGGCUAGCAUGAGCGUUGGCAACAAGCACGUUGCAGCUGUCAUGGACAAUGUCGCACACACUGGAGCUCUGAACACAGAUGGUGAAACAUGGUGGGGAAGAGACAUCGUCUUCUGGGGCGGCAACGAGCAUUACCAGCUGGGAACUGGUAAGAGAAACAACGUUCCUACUCCUACAUACAUUCAACCUCUCGACCAGGCUGCAGAGCGUAAGGUCAGAGGCAAAGANGAGCACAGAUUCCAGAUAACACCUAGAAGUACUGUUCGCCUCCCCAACGGUAGGAAGGUCAGCAUCGAACAGCGCGUAGAAUGUGGUAGGGAUUGUACUGCUAUCUAUUCGGGUGUGUAA